GGUAAACCUUGAACUUAUACGACUUUAAAAAGAAAUGUCCUUCUUUUGAACAUAUCCUGACGUCAAAGGAAGAACUUCCGCACAAAGUUGAAAAUUAAAUAUGCAGCGAAACCGGUAAGGAUUGCAUACAGAGAUGCAACGCCUCUCAGAAUUCUACAGCGGCACUUCGAAUUGAAGACUCGUUACCGAACCUACCUCUUUUUUUAUAGAAAAAUGAUGUUUUCUAUACCUGUGUUCAUCAUCAUUUGCAUGUUUGGCAAUGGGAUUUUCGUAAAUUCCGAUUCCUUUUCAAAGCCUUACUAUACAGCAGCUGUAUUUGAGCACAACAGGUUUGGGUCAAUGAAUGAUACAGCCGACGAUAUCAUUCAAACUAAUCUGGAGUUCUACAAGAAGGCAGCAGAAGUUGCGAAAUCCAAAGAAGUUGACAUCAUUGUAUUUCCGGAAUAUGGAAUCGUUUAUCCAACAGGCAACAGAAUGAAACUGAAGGAAUUUUUGGAAAACAUUCCAGAUCCCAGUAAAGUAUCUUCUAACCCUUGUGAUGAAACCGGAACGUUCACGGAAGUUUCUAUUCUUCAGACGUUGAGUUGCAUUGCAAAGGAUAACUCACUUUAUGUAGUAGCCAACAUGGGAGACAUUCAAAACUGUAAAGGGGACCCACAAUGUCCAGAGGAUGGUACUUAUCACUAUAACACCAAUGUUGUUUUUGACAAAAAUGGCAAAUUGAUUCUAAAGUAUUAUAAAGAGCAUUUAUGCUACGAGUUUGAUAUGGACUUGCCACAAAUGCAGCAAGUGCCUAUCUUUAAAACAGAUUUCGGCACAUUUGCAACAUACACUAGUUUUGAUAUUCAUUUUGGAAGAAUGAGCGAAGUUGCCCAGCGACCAGAUAUCGAUGGAAUUGUACUUCCAUCUAUGUGGGUCGAUGUUGCACCUCAAUUUAAUUCUAUACAGAUAUACCAGUCCUGGGCUCUGGGUAAUAACUGCACUCUCAUAGCUCCAAAUGUUCAAAUUCCGGGAUAUUUUGCCGUUGGAAGCGGGAUCUUCCAUCAUCAGAGAGGUGCACUAGCUUACUCCUACAACCCUGAUGGAUUAUCUAAGUUAGUAAUUGCUCGAGUGCCAAAAAAGGGAUUUAAUGUUCCAGCAAAUCCAAUGACAAUCGCAAUCACAAAUCAUCAUUCAUGGGAUUGGAAUAAAAAUGGCCAUCACGUGAAAAUGGAAUGUUCCAGAAAGCUUCUAAACGACACAGAAGAUAUUCACAACGAGUAUCGUUGCGUUGAAGAAGACACUAGCAAUUACACUUUUGUAAAAUUAAUUGAUAAAAGCGCUCAUUUGGAAGUUUGCAACAAUGGAAUGUGCUGCUCUUUAGAUUAUACUACCCAAAAACUUUUAGAAAAUUUUUAUUUGGGUGUCUUUAAUGGAACAGCAGUUAUGUUCGAAAGAUAUCCUUGGUCUGAAGAAAAUUGCUUACUUGUAAGGUGUGAAGCUGUAGGUGAGAAUGCUUGUGCUACUUUUCCUAGAAUUUCCAAAACCAUUUUCCAUCAUGUUCAGUUAAAGGCCAAUUUUACUUCUCAAUACGUAUAUCCAUCUUUAUUAGAAAGCAGAAUGGCGUUAUCCCCUAAGGAAGAAUGGAAUUAUGAGUUAGAAAAUGAAGGUGAAGUAUAUCAAGCUAAAUUGAAUUUUAAAAGUCAAAGAGGAAGAAAAUUGACAGUUGUUGGAUUGAAGGGCCGUUGUUACGAUCGUGAUCCUCCAUACAAAAGAUAAUCACCAAGAAAAGAAUCUUUAUGUCCUCGUCUAAACUUUGUUUUCUAUCUAACUGGAUUCAUAAUGCUUGUUCGCCAGUUAAAACAUUGAAAUACCGAAGCUGUUAAUUUACGCUUAUAACAAUUGAAAUAAAACCCUUAUUUAUAAAAUAAAUGAGAAAAUGUUUCUAUACACACAA
Messenger RNA from Argiope bruennichi, 1936 nucleotides. RefSeq names its product pantetheinase-like. Bases 214 to 1758 code for a protein of 514 amino acids. The record is from RefSeq and is a predicted model, not a curated record. Lineage: Eukaryota; Metazoa; Arthropoda; Arachnida; Araneae; Araneidae. The transcript is spliced from 3 exons.